AAGUACGCAACGCACGGAAUCCAGCUUCCGGAGUCUCCUUUUGUUACCGGGUCUUGCGGGGUGGAGGGUACUGCAGUGGCGAUGAGGCAGAAGCAUUACCUUGAGGCUGCCGCGCGGAAACUGCAAGAGAGCUGUCCGGGCCAGGCCCGCUAUCUCCUCUGGGCCUACAGCUCGACACACGAUGCUAAAAGCACUUUUGAAGGAACAUGUCCAUACUGUUUCCAGUUGCUGGUUCUGGAUAACUAUCGAGUGCGCCUCAAACCCAAGCCCAAACUGACACCCAGAAUACAGAAACUUCUUAAUCGAGAAGCAAGAAAUCAUACACUCAGUUUUAAAGAAGCAAAAAUUGUGGAAAAGUACAAAGACUCCAAAAGUGUAUUGUUGAUCACUUGUAAAACAUGCAACAGAACAGUUAAACAUCAUGGUAAAAGUAGAAGCUUUCUAUCAGCAUUGAAGAGCAAUCCUACCACUCCUACGAGUAAACUCAGCCUGAAGACACCAGAGAGAAAGACUCUAAGUUCUGCAGACCUAAAUCAUGAUGUGUCUGGUUCUAAAGGCAAAAGCCCAGCACUGAUUUUCAGAACACCUACAUCUGGACAGUCAACACCCACUUGCUCCUCAAAGAAUACGAGCAAAACAAAGAAACGCUUCUCUCAACUGAAAAUGUUGCUUAGUCAAAGUGAAUCCCAGAAGAGUCCAAAAGUGGACUUCAGAAAUUUCUUAUCUUCUUUGUAAAGGAUGGACUAUGAAAAUAAAUGUUUAAUGUAAUUUCUGAAACUAAACUUAGAAAAGAACAUUUUAAAAACUUACUUUUUUUUUUUUUGGACAUCUUUAACAAUCCAACUGAAGUGUUAUGAUUUCAAAACUGAUUUUAAUUAAAACAAAAGCUGAUGUGUGGCAAUAA
This is a messenger RNA of Pteropus alecto (black flying fox), 904 nucleotides long. RefSeq names its product chromosome unknown C18orf21 homolog (gene RMP24). The coding region runs from base 82 to 735 and encodes 217 amino acids. The record is from RefSeq and is a predicted model, not a curated record. Lineage: Eukaryota; Metazoa; Chordata; Mammalia; Chiroptera; Pteropodidae. The transcript is spliced from 5 exons.